Molecule: messenger RNA, 2567 nt
Organism: Fukomys damarensis (Damara mole-rat)
Lineage: Eukaryota; Metazoa; Chordata; Mammalia; Rodentia; Bathyergidae
Gene: Dlat
Product: dihydrolipoamide S-acetyltransferase
Exons: 14
Coding region: 98-2059 (653 amino acids)
Biological process (GO): pyruvate decarboxylation to acetyl-CoA
Cellular component (GO): pyruvate dehydrogenase complex
Molecular function (GO): dihydrolipoyllysine-residue acetyltransferase activity
Source: RefSeq, a predicted model, not a curated record
GCGGCUGCGCGGAGCGGCUGACGGCAAAGCCGCGCUGCUCCUGGAGAGGUCACUCCGGAGACGGCGGAGAUUUAGGGGAGUGGGACUCAGUUGCGCUAUGUGGCGUGUCUGUGCGCGACGGGCCCAGCGUGCAGCCCCGGGGACAGGACUCAGGGCUCGGUGGACGGCCUUGCGAGAGGGGCCCGGAGCUCCGUGUGUGAGCCUCCGGGCUGGCCGCGCCCCGGCUCGUUCCAACAGCACGACCAUCCCAGGCUAUGGCGGGGUCCGGGCUCUGUGCGGCUGGAGUACCAGCUCUGGCGCCACUCCACGGAACCGCUUACUGCAGCAGCUUUUGGGAUCUCCCGGCCGCCGCUGUUACAGUCUCCCUCCUCAUCAGAAGGUACCGUUACCUUCUCUUUCCCCCACGAUGCAGGCAGGCACCAUAGCCCGUUGGGAAAAAAAAGAAGGGGAAAAAAUUAAUGAGGGUGAUCUAAUUGCAGAGGUUGAAACUGAUAAAGCCACAGUUGGAUUUGAGAGCGUAGAGGAGUGUUAUAUGGCAAAGAUACUUGUUGCUGAAGGUACCAGAGAUGUUCCAGUUGGAGCCAUCAUCUGUAUCACAGUUGGAAAGCCUGAGGAUAUUGAGGCUUUUAAGAACUAUACAUUGGAUUCCACUGCAGCACCCACCCCACAAGCAGCCCCAGCACCAACUGUCGCCCCCACUACUGCUGCUUCAACACCUGUACCUUCUUCUGCUCAGGCUCCUGGUAGCUCAUAUCCUACUCACAUGCAGGUACUUCUUCCUGCCCUCUCUCCUACCAUGACCAUGGGCACAGUUCAGAGAUGGGAAAAAAAAGUAGGAGAGAAGCUAAGCGAAGGAGACUUAUUGGCAGAGAUAGAGACUGACAAAGCCACUAUAGGUUUUGAAGUGCAGGAAGAAGGUUAUCUGGCAAAAAUCCUGGUGCCUGAAGGCACAAGAGACGUCCCUCUAGGGACCCCACUUUGCAUCAUUGUAGAAAAAGAGGCUGAUAUAGCAGCAUUUGCUGAUUAUAGGCCAACUGAAGUAACUGAUUUAAAACCACAAGCACCACCACCUACCCAACCCCUGGUGGCAACUGUUCCUCCAACUCCCCAACCUGUAACUCCUAUGCCCUCCGGCACUCCUGCUGCACUGGCUACUCCAGUUGGACCUAGGGGAAGGGUGUUUGUUAGUCCUCUUGCAAAGAAGUUGGCUGCAGAGAAAGGGAUAGACCUUACACAAGUAAAAGGGACGGGACCAGAUGGCAGAAUCAUCAAAAAGGACAUUGACUCUUUUGUGCCUACUAAAGCUGCUCCUGCCCCAGCAGUUGCUGUGCCUCCCCCAAGUCCUGGAAUGGCACCUGUUCCUACAGGUGUCUUCACAGAUAUCCCAAUCAGCAACAUUCGUCGAGUUAUUGCACAGCGAUUAAUGCAGUCAAAGCAAACUAUACCUCAUUAUUACCUUUCUAUUGAUGUAAAUAUGGGAGAAGUUUUGUUGGUACGGAAAGAACUUAAUAAGAUGUUAGAAGGAAAAAGCAAAAUUUCUGUCAAUGAUUUCAUCAUAAAAGCUUCAGCUCUGGCAUGUUUAAAAGUUCCUGAAGCAAACUCUUCUUGGCUGGACACAGUUAUAAGACAAAAUCAUGUUGUUGAUGUCAGUGUUGCUGUCAGUACUCCUGCAGGACUCAUCACACCUAUUGUCUUUAAUGCACAUAUAAAAGGACUGGAAUCCAUUGCUAAUGAUGUUGUUUCUUUAGCAGCCAAAGCAAGAGAGGGUAAACUACAACCACAUGAAUUCCAGGGUGGUACUUUUACAAUCUCCAAUUUGGGAAUGUUUGGCAUUAAGAAUUUCUCUGCUAUUAUUAACCCACCUCAAGCUUGUAUAUUAGCAAUUGGUGCUUCAGAGGAUAAAUUGGUUCCAGCAGAUAAUGAAAAAGGAUUUGAUGUGGUUAGCAUGAUGUCUGUGACACUCAGUUGUGAUCAUCGAGUUGUGGAUGGAGCAGUUGGAGCCCAGUGGCUUGCUGAAUUUAGAAAGUACCUUGAAAAACCUAUUACCAUGUUGUUGUAAUUGACCCCCAGAAUCUUCAGACUCUUGCAGGUUACAUUGGUUCAUUCUUACUAGGAUAUUUAUAUGUUAUUAAACAUGGUUCUUUUAAAGUUCACCAGUUAUUUUUAUUAUGGAGUCUUUCCAGAUAAAUUAUUUAUAAUGGCAUUACUGAAUAUUUUAAUGCCGGUUAUACCCAUAUAUUGUUCACAUUCAAUGAUUAAACACCUGGUUUUAAGCUGUGUACUUUUAGUCAAAGGAUAUAUGCUAGCUUGGUGAUAUGUAUUUCCAUUAGGAGAUACAGGACAGGCAGAACUGUGCUUCCCUAGACACAAAUACUAAAAGUAAUAUCAGUGAUACUUUGCUGUUCCAAAUUUAAUUGCCUAAAAUUUCUUAGAUGUAAAGGAAAGAGAAAUUAGGGAAAGUUACUUUUCUUACUUUUGUAUGAACGAACCAUGGUUUAAACUUUUCUGUUACAUGAUCUGGGUUUUGGUUUAUCAUAUGUGGAAAGGGUAGAGGACUUCAAGAGAAA